Molecule: messenger RNA, 2155 nt
Organism: Nicrophorus vespilloides
Lineage: Eukaryota; Metazoa; Arthropoda; Insecta; Coleoptera; Silphidae
Gene: pix
Product: ATP-binding cassette sub-family E member 1
Exons: 4
Coding region: 117-1943 (608 amino acids)
Biological process (GO): translational initiation; ribosomal subunit export from nucleus; translational termination
Molecular function (GO): ATP binding; ATP hydrolysis activity; iron ion binding
Source: RefSeq, a predicted model, not a curated record
UGUUUUGACAGGACAGUUCUGACAACUUCUUUUCCUCAUGGCCGGUUGUUAGUUGACGAGUGCUUGUGAAUCCAGUGCAGAUUUCCAUCAUUUGUACCAAUUAAAACAUUGGGACCAUGUCACGAAGAAAGGUGACUGAAGAAACAGACAAACUAACCCGUAUUGCUAUUGUCAAUGUUGACAAGUGUAAACCGAAAAGAUGCAGGCAAGAAUGCAAGAAAUCAUGCCCUGUGGUCAGGAUGGGCAAACUGUGUAUAGAGGUGUCACCUAACAGCAAAAUAGCCUCUAUUUCUGAAGAGCUUUGCAUUGGUUGUGGUAUUUGCGUCAAGAAAUGUCCCUUUGAAGCUAUUACCAUUAUUAAUUUACCAAGCAAUUUGGAACGCGAAACUACCCACCGUUAUGGUAAAAAUUCUUUCAAGCUGCAUAGGCUGCCAAUCCCUCGUCCUGGCGAAGUGUUGGGACUGGUGGGUACCAACGGUAUUGGUAAAUCGACUGCGCUGAAGAUUCUAGCUGGUAAACAAAAGCCGAAUUUGGGACGUUUCACCGAUCCUCCAGACUGGACCGAAAUCCUCAGCCAUUUCAGGGGUAGCGAAUUGCAGAAUUAUUUUACUAAAAUAUUAGAAGACGAUCUUAGGGCUCUUAUGAAACCACAGUACGUCGACCAGAUCCCUAGAGCUGUUAAGGGUACCGUAAACGAUUUAUUGAAAAGGAAAUGCGAUUUGGGCAAUAUGGAAAGAAUCUGCGAUAGUUUAGAUUUGCAACAUAUUAAGGAUCGUGAAAUUUCCGCUUUAUCUGGAGGAGAACUUCAGAGAUUUGCAUGUGCCAUGGUGUGCAUUCAGAAUGGAGAUAUUCUGAUCUUCGAUGAACCUUCUUCGUACUUGGAUGUCAAGCAACGUCUAAAGGCUGCUCAAACUAUUAGAUCAUUGAUGCAAAUCGAUAAAUUUGUUAUCGUCGUAGAGCACGAUUUGAGUGUCUUGGAUUAUUUGUCUGAUUUCAUUUGUUGUUUGUACGGUGUACCAGGUGCCUAUGGAGUAGUUACUAUGCCUUUCUCCGUACGCGAAGGAAUUAACAUAUUCUUAGAUGGUUUCGUACCAACUGAGAAUUUGCGUUUCAGGGAUGAAUCGUUAGUAUUCAAAGUGUCCGAGUCAGCUUCCGAAGAGGAAGUUAAGCGUAUGAACCAUUAUGAAUAUCCUCUCAUGAAAAAGCAAAUGGGAACCUUCAAGUUGGAGGUGAGGUCAGGGCAAUUUUCUGAUUCCGAAAUCCUGGUACUUUUGGGUGAAAAUGGUACCGGAAAGACAACCUUCAUUAGGAUGUUAGCCGGAAACUUGGCACCUGAUGAGGGAUCCGGUGACCUCUUGCAAUUGCACAUUUCAUAUAAGCCGCAGAAGAUCAGUCCCAAAUCUCAAGGACUUGUCAGGCAAUUGUUGCAUGAGAAAAUUAGGGAUGCUUACAUUCAUCCGCAGUUUGUGGCCGAUGUUAUGAAACCGCUGAAAAUCGAUGAUAUUAUUGAUCAAGAAGUGCAGAACCUUUCUGGUGGUGAAUUGCAACGUGUUGCUAUGGCUCUAUGUUUGGGUAAACCUGCUGACGUGUACCUUAUCGAUGAACCUUCUGCAUACUUGGAUUCCGAACAGCGUUUGGUCGCAGCUAAAGUAAUUAAACGUUUCAUUUUGCACGCCAAGAAGACUGGAUUCGUAGUCGAGCACGAUUUCAUCAUGGCUACAUAUCUGGCAGAUCGUGUUAUCGUUUUCGAGGGUCAACCAGGUGUAGACACCGUGGCUCAUUCCCCGCAGACUCUUCUGAACGGAAUGAAUCGUUUCUUGGAAUUACUGGGUAUCACCUUCCGUAGGGAUCCCAACAAUUUCCGUCCACGUAUCAACAAGCAGGCCUCUGUUAAAGACGUGGAGCAGAAACGUGCAGGAAACUAUUUCUUCUUGGAAGACUAAGGGGCGUUUUUGGGAAGCUAUAUUUUGUACUGUAAUCGUUUUCGUUUACAAGUUCACUUUUACACACCGAAACACUCCAUACAAUCCAUUAGCGAAUUAAUUUUGUUAUUAUCAACGUAAACAAAGGAUGGUGGUUAUUGAUAAUUGUUAAUCCGUUGUAUGUAUAUGAAAUCUAUGAAAUGAACAGUAUGAAAUAUAAUUUUUAAGGAUCA